CCAGAGGCAGACACGCACCAUGGGGCGACUGGAGCUGGUUGUCUUGAGCCUCGCCUGCUGCUGGGCGGUGGCGAGCUCCGCCAAGCUGGGCGCCGUGUACACAGAAGGUGGUUUCGUGGAAGGCGUCAACAAGAAGCUUGGUCUCUUGGGUGACUCGGUGGACAUCUUUAAGGGCAUCCCCUUCGCUGCCCCCACCAAGGCCUUGGAGAACCCCCAGCGACACCCUGGCUGGCAAGGGACCCUGAAGGCCAAGAGCUUCAAGAAGCGAUGCCUGCAGGCCACCAUCACCCAGGACAACACCUACGGGGAUGAAGACUGCCUGUACCUCAACAUCUGGGUCCCCCAGGGCAGGAAGCAAGUCUCCCGGGACCUGCCUGUCAUGAUCUGGAUCUACGGAGGUGCCUUCCUCAUGGGGGCCGGCCACGGGGCCAACUUCGGCAACAACUACCUGUAUGACGGGCAGGAGAUCGCCACGCGUGGCAACGUCAUUGUGGUCACUUUCAACUACCGUGUCGGCCCCCUUGGCUUCCUGAGCACUGGGGACGCCAAUCUGCCAGGUAACUAUGGUCUUCGGGACCAACACAUGGCCAUCGCAUGGGUGAAGAGGAACAUCGUGGCCUUCGGCGGGGACCCCAACAACAUCACCAUCUUUGGGGAGUCAGCUGGAGCUGCCAGUGUCUCUCUGCAGACCCUCUCCCCCUACAACAAGGGCCUCAUCCGGCGAGCCAUCAGCCAGAGUGGUGUGGCGCUGAGCCCCUGGGUCAUCCAGAAGAACCCACUCUUCUGGGCCAAAAGGGUGGCCGAAAAGGUAGGCUGCCCCGUGGACGAUACCGCCCGGAUGGCCAAGUGUCUGAAGGUCACUGACCCCCGAGCCCUGACACUGGCCUAUAAGAUGCCCCUGGCAGGCAUGGAGUACCCCAUGCUGCACUAUCUGGGCUUUGUCCCUGUCAUCGAUGGAGACUUUAUCCCCGAUGACCCUGUCAACCUAUAUGCCAACGCCGCCGACAUCGACUACAUAGCAGGGACCAACAACAUGGACGGACACAUCUUUGCCACCAUUGACAUGCCGGCCAUCAAAAAGGAUAACAAGGAGGUCACAGAUGAGGACUUCUACAAGCUGGUCAGCGGGCUCACCAUCACCAAGGGGCUCAGAGGCGCCAAGUCCGCCUUUGAUGUCUAUACCGCGUCCUGGGCCCAAAACCCAACUCAAGAGACCAAGAAGAAGACCGUGGUGGACUUUGAGACCGACAUCCUCUUCCUGGUGCCCACGGAGAUCGCCCUGGCCCAGCACAGAGCCAAUGCCAAGAGUGCCAAGACCUAUACCUACCUGUUUGCCCACCCCUCUCGGAUGCCCGUCUACCCCAAAUGGGUGGGAGCCGACCACGCCGAUGACAUCCAGUACGUCUUUGGGAAGCCCUUCGCCACGCCCCUGGGCUACCGGCCCCAAGAUAGGACCGUCUCCAAGGCCAUGAUCGCCUACUGGACCAACUUUGCCAGAACAGGGGACCCCAACAUGGGCCACUCUGCCGUGCCCACGCACUGGGAACCCUACACCACGGAGAACGGCAACUACCUGGAGAUCACCAAGAAGAUCAACGGCAGCUCCAUGAAGCAGCAGCUGCGGACCCACUACUUGCGCUACUGGACACUCACCUACCAGGCGCUGCCCACCGUGACCGGCGAUGGGGCCACCCCUGAACCCCCCAUGGGAGAUUCUGAGGCCGCCCCCGUGCCUCCCACUGGGGACUCCGAGGCUGCCCCUGUCCCCCCCACGGGAGACUCUGAGGCCGACCCCGUGCCCCCCACAGAUGACUCCGAGGGGGCUCAGAUGCCCACAGUCAUUGGCUUCUAG
This is a messenger RNA of Carlito syrichta (Philippine tarsier), 1852 nucleotides long. RefSeq names its product carboxyl ester lipase (gene CEL). Gene Ontology annotation, biological process: postsynaptic membrane assembly; modulation of chemical synaptic transmission; synaptic vesicle endocytosis. Bases 20 to 1852 code for a protein of 610 amino acids. Gene Ontology annotation, cellular component: cell surface; synapse; postsynaptic specialization membrane. Gene Ontology annotation, molecular function: signaling receptor activity; neurexin family protein binding; triacylglycerol lipase activity. NCBI's taxonomy places the organism in Eukaryota, Metazoa, Chordata, Mammalia, Primates, Tarsiidae. The transcript has 11 exons. The record is from RefSeq and is a predicted model, not a curated record.